Molecule: messenger RNA, 1392 nt
Organism: Thlaspi arvense
Lineage: Eukaryota; Viridiplantae; Streptophyta; Magnoliopsida; Brassicales; Brassicaceae
Source: the annotation of a GenBank genome assembly
AUGGCUUCUUCUUCUUCUUCUUCUUCCUCUUUGUUGCUCCCUUUCUUUCUUAUCAUUUUCUCAAGUUUCAUCGCACUUUCAUCAUCAAGAAGAUCAUUAAUCGACCGUCCUCCACCCAAAAGCCUUCCAAGAUCCGGUUUUCGAUUCAGUCUACAACACGUGGAUUCCGGUAAAAACCUCACAAAGAUCCAAAAGAUCCAAAGAGGGAUUAACCGUGGAUCCCACAGAUUAAACAGGUUAGGAGCUGUAGCUGUUUUGGCUGCAGCAUCUGAUCCUGACGAUACUAACAACAUCAAAGCACCUACUCAUGGAGGAAGCGGAGAGUUUCUUAUGGAGUUAUCUAUAGGAAACCCUCCGGUUAAGUACUCGGCUAUAGUCGAUACAGGAAGCGACCUUAUAUGGACUCAAUGCAAGCCUUGCACCGAAUGUUUCGACCAACCAACUCCGGUUUUCGACCCGAAAAAGUCUUCCUCUUACUCAAAAGUCGGAUGCUCUUCUGGUCUUUGCAACGCACUGCCUCGAUCGAAUUGCAACGAAGACAAAGAUUCUUGUGAGUAUUUGUAUACGUACGGUGAUUACUCGUCCACAAGAGGGAACUUGGCCAAAGAAACGUUCACUUUCGAGGAGGAAAACUCGGUUUCGGGCAUCGGGUUUGGGUGUGGGAUUGAGAACAAAGGAGACGGGUUUUCGCAAGGCUCAGGUCUUGUAGGUCUUGGUCGUGGACCGCUCUCGCUCGUUUCUCAGCUCAAGGAGACUAAGUUCUCUUAUUGCUUGACCUCUAUUGAGGAUAACGAAGCAUCUAGCUCGUUGUUUAUUGGAUCUCUAGCUUCCGAUAUCAUAAAUAAAACCGGUGCAAUGUUAGACGGUGAAGUCACCAAGACGAUAUCGUUGCUACGAAAUCCGAAUCAGCCUUCGUUCUAUUACCUUGAGUUACAAGGCAUCACCGUUGGAUCAAAACGUCUUGAUAUUGAAAAGUCUACUUUCGAACUAGCCGAAGACGGAACCGGAGGUAUGAUCAUAGACUCGGGCACGACCAUCACGUAUCUAGAGGAUUCCGCGUUUAGGACGUUGGCCGAGGAGUUUUCUUCUCGGAUGAGUUUACCAGUCGAUGAUUCGAGAUCGACGGGACUUGACUUGUGCUUCACGUUACCUGAUGUCGCCAAGAAUAUUGCUGUUCCUAAGCUCAUUUUUCAUUUUAAAGGCGCGGAUUUGGAGCUUCCGGGAGAGAAUUACAUGGUGGCGGAUUCGAGUACCGGCGUUUUGUGUUUGGCCAUGGGAAGUUCUAAUGGGAUGUCUAUUUUCGGAAAUGUUCAGCAGCAGAAUUUUAAUGUACUUCAUGAUCUUAACAAGGACACAGUGUCGUUUAUUCCCACUGAAUGUGGAAAAUUGUAG